GGACAUAGAAAGACAGCCCACUUGAAGUCAGGGCAAGAGGAGAACGCAGGACAUCACUUCGACACAUCCGUUUGAGAGAGAAUUCAAAGUGCCACUGAAGGUGGAGAAUUUUGGAGAUAAAAAAAGUAAAUCCACAACCUGAUUAACGUGAAUGCUAGGAUUAAGAAACCUAUAUCCUUUUAUCCUAACUGGGAUUGUACCGAGCCUUUUCAUCAGCUGAGGAUGGGCCAAACAAAAGACUCUGGGGUGGCGGAAAGACCCAAAUGGGACAACAAGUUUCAGUACCUGCUAACAUGCAUUGGCUUUGCAGUGGGACUUGGAAACGUGUGGCGGUUUCCCUACCUCUGCCAGAUCUAUGGAGGGGGAGCAUUCCUCAUCCCCUAUGUAAUAGCGCUGGUGUUUGAGGGCCUCCCCCUGCUCUACCUGGAGCUGGCUAUAGGACAGAGGCUUCGCAUGGGCAGCAUCGGGGUCUGGAACUCCAUCUCUCCGCUGCUAGGUGGUGUCGGCAUUGCUUCCAUGUUUGUGUCAUUCCUGGUGGCCAUUUUCUACAACACCAUCCUGGCUUGGGUGCUCUGGUACUUCUUUCACUCUUUUCAAAACCCCCUGCCAUGGAGUUAUUGUCCGCUCAACGAUAACCUGACAGGUUAUGAUGCAGAAUGUGAGAAGAGUACUCCUGUGAAUUACUUCUGGUACCGUGUGACCCUGAACAUCACACCGGACAUUGACACCAACGGCUCCCUGCAGUGGUGGAUGGUGGUUUGUAUCGCCACCGCCUGGUGUGUGGUCUACACCUGCUUCAUCAAAGGCAUCUCCUCCAUGGGAAAAGCUGUUUAUGUGACAGCAACAUUCCCUUACCUGGUGCUGACUAUUUUCCUGAUCCGUGCCCUCACUUUGCCCGGAGCUACAGAUGGUUUGGUGUACCUCUUCACUCCUGAUUGGGAGACGCUGAAGAACCCACAAGUGUGGUUGGACGCUGCCACCCAGAUCUUCUUCUCCCUUUCUUUGGCAUUUGGAGGUCUUAUAGCAUUCUCCAGCUAUAAUGAAGAAAGAAAUGACUGUGAGCGGGAUGCUGUUCUUGUAGGAGUGAUAAACAGCGCCACAUCCCUCUAUGCAUCCAUUCCCAUUUUUUCCAUUUUAGGAUUUAAAGCCAACAGCGCUUUCAACACCUGUCGAGAAGAAAACAUCCUGACUCUGACCAACCACUUUGAGAUUUCUGACCAGAACAUGACACUGGAGAACUAUAAUGAGUGGUUUGAUCAUUUCAAUCAGAGUUUUCCAGACGAAUUCUCCAGUUUGCAUCUGAGGGAGUGUGAUCUACAGACAUUCCUUGACCAGAGUGCUUCAGGCACUGGCCUGGCUUUUAUUGUCUUCACUGAAGCAGUGAUAGAGAUGCCAGCCUCACAGGUAUGGGCCAUAUUGUUCUUCGUCAUGCUCUUCAGCCUGGGUCUCUCCUCCAUGUUUGGCAACAUAGAGGGCAUCCUCACGCCCCUCAGUGAGCUCAAACUGUUGCCCAAGUGGAUUCCCACUGAACUUGUGACAGGAAUCAUCUGCUUGAUAUCCUUCUUAGUGGCCCUCAUCUUUGCUUUGGGUUCAGGCAACUACUGGGUGGAGGUCUUCAACAGCUAUGUGGGCUCUGUACCUCUACUCAUCAUUGCAUUUUUUGAGAUUAUUUCCGUCGUUUAUAUCUAUGGAAUGAAAAAUUUCAGCGAAGACAUCUAUUUCAUGACUGGGAGGAAGCCUAACAUCUUUUGGAAGGCAUGCUGGAUGUUUAUCAGUCCAGUAAUGCUCCUGGUGGUGCUGGUUGCCUAUGUGGUUAUUCAGGCACAGACACACCCAACCUAUCACACGUGGAACCCAGCAUAUCUACUAUUGCCUCAAACUGAAGUGAAGCCGUACCCAGACUGGGUGUUUGCCAUAAUCAUCCUCCUGUGUGUGGUGCCUGUGAUUUCCAUCCCUCUGGUGGCUCUCUACAGACUCAUCUGCUGUAGAACCAAAAAGGUCUCCGAUCAAAUGGACCUAAACCCCUACAGCAAUGACGGCUUUGAGGUCGAAACACCGCAACAGAGCAGUCAAAGGGAUUAAAGAAAGUGGAUAUCACUUGUUUUAAUCCCCAAUUACAGCUGAUACUUGACUGUAAUAGACUUUUCCAAAGAUGUCAACCACACUUUGACAACUUUCUUUUC
Molecule: messenger RNA, 2183 nt
Organism: Melanotaenia boesemani (Boeseman's rainbowfish)
Lineage: Eukaryota; Metazoa; Chordata; Actinopteri; Atheriniformes; Melanotaeniidae
Gene: slc6a18
Product: solute carrier family 6 member 18
Exons: 12
Coding region: 223-2082 (619 amino acids)
Biological process (GO): sodium ion transmembrane transport
Cellular component (GO): plasma membrane
Source: RefSeq, a predicted model, not a curated record